AUGGGAGAGUUGUCUAGAAUGGUCAUGUUGGCUUGGUUGUUGGAUUUCAGAAAAGGUAUAUGUCGAAAUGAUCUUGCCCCCCAACUGUCUUACAUGGCUGAUCCUUAUUUGAUAGAGCUAUCAAUAUUCAUUGGGAUUAGUGAUAGGUUUAGCCUACCUUACCCGAUUUCCCCAGGGACUAAUAAGCUCUAUUACUAUAGGUUAACACCCAUUAGACGUGUACUCGCCAAUUGGAUCACACGGUUAACUGUUAACCAUCUGAGAAAUUUUCAAGAUGAGGGUACGAGUGGGUUACUUCCUGACGAGAAGUUGGAGGCCGAGUUAGAGGUUUCUGAUUCGGAAUUCAGUCUCGAACCAACAAAUCCACUCAACCUCUAUGAGCGAGAUGAAGAUGAGAACUCUGAGGAGGAACCUAACGAAGAUCCAGAGGAGGAACCCGACGAAGACCCUGAUGAGGAACUCGAAGAAGACCCCGAGGAGGAACCUGAGGGAAACCACGUGGAUCGUGGUUUCUAUUGGGAGCAACUUUAUAAAGAAGAAACUCCCCAUGCACAUCGCGAGAUUCACAAACUGAAAAGGAAUAUUGAAGAGAUAGAUGAGCAUAGGUCAAGGCUCGUACACGAGAACCAAAUACGGGUUGAGGCUACUGAGGAAAGUAAGCGCAAGAUACAAAGGUUAGAAAAGGAAGUGAUGGAGCUAAGGAAACCCACUAUCACUAAGUUGUGGGAAGGAUUUGUGGUCUGGGUAACGCAAGUCAAUGUCGCGACAUAUGGGUUCCUAGAUAGGGUGGUUAGAAGGGACCUACCUCGAGCCGAGGAUCUAGUUAUCCAAAGUGGUCCUGGAGAUCGAAAAGCCAAGAAUAUAAGGAAGUACUUGAAGGAGGGAAAAUGA
Molecule: messenger RNA, 891 nt
Organism: Lactuca saligna
Lineage: Eukaryota; Viridiplantae; Streptophyta; Magnoliopsida; Asterales; Asteraceae
Source: the annotation of a GenBank genome assembly